This is a messenger RNA of Caenorhabditis bovis, 12507 nucleotides long. The record is from the annotation of a GenBank genome assembly. Lineage: Eukaryota; Metazoa; Nematoda; Chromadorea; Rhabditida; Rhabditidae.
AUGUCUAAUGACACGGCGUCAAGUUCAACAUCUCCACCUAGUACAGUCAAAAGAAUAGCAACUAAGUAUUUUUUAUCAUGUUCCGCUGCGCUCGUUGCCGAAACUGUGACUUAUCCGUUAGAUAUAACGAAGACGAGAUUGCAAAUUGCGAAAAAUAAAUUAACCAAGGGAGGCAUGGUGCAAGUAACAUGCGAUAUUAUUCGGCGAGAAGGCGCAAUGGCACUUUGGACAGGUGUCGCACCAGCAAUAACCCGGCAUUACAUUUAUACUGGAAUACGAAUGGGAACUUAUGAGCAAAUUCGAACAAUGACAUUCAAUAAAGAGGUAGAAAAAUCGUUUCCUUUGUGGAAAUCAAUGCUUUGUGGUGCUUUUUCUGGACUUAUCGCUCAGUUUGCUGCUAGUCCAACCGAUUUAGUCAAAGUUCAAAUGCAAAUGGAGGGUCUUCGACGUCUUCAAAACCAGCCUCUUCGAUACACUGGAGCGUUUCACUGUUUCUCGUCGCUUUACAAAACACAAGGAUUCUUUGGAUUAUGGAUUGGAUGGGUUCCUAAUUGUCAACGUGCUGCUUUGUUGAAUAUGGCGGACAUCGCCACAUACGAUAAUGUAAAACACGGAUUGAUAAAUAAAUUAGAUCUGAAGGAUAAUUGGCUCGUUCAUGCGGUUGCGAGUUCGUGUGCUGGCCUCGCGGCAGCGAUUGUCUCUCUUCCGUCUGAUGUUGUCAAAACACGAAUGAUGGAUCAGAUCCGACACGAACUAGAUGCCAAAAUGAUGCACAAAAAGAAUACACAUGCAGAGUUGUACAGCGGCGUCGUCGAUUGCUAUAUAAAAAUAAUCAGAAAUGAAGGAUUCUUUUCACUUUACAAAGGAUUUCUUCCAUCAUACAUUCGUAUGGCACCUUGGUCGUUAACAUUUUGGGUCUCAAUGAGGCUACUGUCUUCAAACAUCGCUGUUUGGGCAACAUCGAGUCGCCGUCUUUCUUCUUACUAUGAUACAGUAAUUGUUGGCGGUGGGAUGGUUGGAAAUGCAAUGGCGUGCUUAUUAGGGUCAAAUAAGGCAUUUCAGUCGAAGAGUGUUCUCCUUCUAGAUUCAGGAAAUGCACCGAGUGUUGAAAAAUUCAAAGACCCCAACGUUUUUAUGAAUCGAGUUGUUGCCACAAGUCCGUUGUCAAUUAGUAUAUUCAAAAGAUUAGGUGUUUGGGAUCGAAUCACAGGAAUUCGCGCUAAAAGAGUCAAUCGGUUAUAUGUCUACGAAAGUUGCUCAACCUCAGAAAUCGAGUUCAAAAGUCCUGGAAGCGAAGAAGUUGCAUACGUCAUUGAGAACGAUGUUAUUGUUGCAGCAUUAUACGAAAAAUUGCAUAAUUUCAAGAACCUUGAAGUCAGGUCACUUGCGAAAGUCAAAAAUUGCAGAAUUCCCACCUCUUUGGAAAAUUUAGCAACGGUGACUUUGGACAAUGGGGAUGUCAUUGAAACGGCUUUGUUGAUUGGUGCCGAUGGCGUCAACUCACGUGUCCGAGAAGCUUCUAAUCUAGACUACACCUCAUUCAGUUACAACCAGCAUGGACUUGUUGGAAUUGUGAAAAUCGAAGCGCAUGAUGGUAAAAAUGAGACAGGGUGGCAGAGGUUCACAAAUCUAGGAACAAUUGCUUUGAUUCCGAUUUCUGAUGAUACCUCCGGUUUGACAUGGUCUACUUCACCAGAAGAAGCAAAGCGAUUAUGCGCCUUGCCUGAUGACCAAUUUGUUGAUGAGCUUAACCGUGUUUUGUUAAACCAAGAUGAUCAGAAUGCGUUAAUCAAUCAAGCACUGUUUGCUGUUGGUCGUCUCAAUCCGUUUGCAAGUGAUUCAUUUGUCCGCAAAGCGGAAGGAACUGUUCCACCUCAGGUUUUGCAAGUGCAACCGAAAUCUCGUGCUUCGUUCCCUUUAGGAUUCGGAAAUGCACACAGUUACAUUACAACCCGAUGUGCUCUUAUUGGAGAUGCGGCGCAUCGCAUGCAUCCGCUUGCAGGGCAGGGCGUUAAUCUUGGAUGGAGUGAUGUUGAAAUUCUUGGAGAUGUUCUAGAAAAUGCUGUACGUGACGGCGCUGAUAUUGGUGGCAUCACAUACCUGAGAGAAUACGAUUCAAAAGCUCAAAAGCACAAUGUUCCAAUUAUGUUUUCCGUCGAUUUGUUAAAUCGUCUUUACCGCACUGAUGCCCCGGUCAUUGUUGCUGCACGUUCAUUUGGUCUCAACGCAUUCAACAACUUCCCACCAAUCAAGAAUUUCGUUUUCGAUUCGUCUACUGUUUCUUCGGUCUUCAUCCUCGUUCCUUCAAGUCGUCCUCCGAUCAGCCUCCCCCUUCUUCGGUCUUCUUCCUCAUCGUUCCUCAAGAUGAUCAACGUCGCCUACCAGCCCAGUGAUUGUCGUCGCUUCAAGUCGUCCUCCGAUCAGCUUACUCCUUCUUCGGUCUUCAUCCUCGUCGCUUCAAGUCGUCCUCCGAUCAGCCUACCCCUUCUUCGGUCUUCAUCCUCGUCGCUUCAAGUCGUCCUCCGAUCAGCAUUCCUCUUCUUCGUGAUUGUUGUCGCUUCAAGUCGUCCUCCGAUCAGCUUACUCCUUCUUCGGUCUUCAUCCUCGUCGCUUCAAGUCGUCCUCCGAUCAGCCUCCCCCUUCUUCGGUCUUCAUCCUCGUCGCUUCAAGUCGUCCUCCGAUCAGCAUUCCUCUUCUUCGGUCUUCAUCCUCGUCGCUUCAAGUCGUCCUCCGAUCAGCCUCCCCCUUCUUCGGUCUUCUUCCUCGUCGUUCCUCAAGAUGAUCAACGUCGCCUACCAGCCCAGUGAUUGUCGUCGCUUCAAGUCGUCCUCCGAUCAGCUUACUCCUUCUUCGGUCUUCAUCCUCGUCGCUUCAAGUCGUCCUCCGAUCAGCCUACCCCUUCUUCGGUCUUCAUCCUCGUCGCUUCAAGUCGUCCUCCGAUCAGCAUUCCUCUUCUUCGGUCUUCAUCCUCGUCGCUUCAAGUCGUCCUCCGAUCAGCCUCCCCCUUCUUCGGUCUUCUUCCUCGUCGUUCCUCAAGAUGAUCAACCUUACUCCUUCUUCGGUCUUCAUCCUCGUCGCUUCAAGUCGUCCUCCGAUCAGCUUACUCCUUCUUCGGUCUUCAUCCUCGUCGCUUCAAGUCGUCCUCCGAUCAGCCUCCCCCUUCUUCGGUCUUCUUCCUCGUCGUUCCUCAAGAUGAUCAACGUCGCCUACCAGCCUAGUGAUUGUCGUCGCUUCAAGUCGUCCUCCGAUCAGCUUACUCCUUCUUCGGUCUUCAUCCUCGUCGCUUCAAUCGUCCUCCGAUCAGCUUACUCCUUCUUCGGUCUUCAUCCUCGUCGCUUCAAGUCGUCCUCCGAUCAGCCUACCCCUUCUUCGGUCUUCAUCCUCGUCGCUUCAAGUCGUCCUCCGAUCAGCAUUCCUCUUCUUCGGUCUUCAUCCUCGUCGUUCCUCAAGAUGAUCAACGUCGCCUACCAGCCUAGUGAUUGUUGUCGCUUCAAGUCGUCCUCCGAUCAGCUUACUCCUUCUUCGGUCUUCAUCCUCGUCGCUUCAAGUCGUCCUCCGAUCAGCCUCCCCCUUCUUCGGUCUUCAUCCUCGUCGCUUCAAGUCGUCCUCCGAUCAGCAUUCCUCUUCUUCGGUCUUCAUCCUCGUCGCUUCAACCCAGUGAUUGUCGUCGCUUCAAGUCGUCCUCCGAUCAGCUUACUCCUUCUUCGGUCUUCAUCCUCGUCGCUUCAAGUCGUCCUCCGAUCAGCCUACCCCUUCUUCGGUCUUCAUCCUCGUCGCUUCAAGUCGUCCUCCGAUCAGCAUUCCUCUUCUUCGGUCUUCAUCCUCGUCGCUUCAAGUCGUCCUCCGAUCAGCCUCCCCCUUCUUCGGUCUUCUUCCUCGUCGUUCCUCAAGAUGAUCAACGUCGCCUACCAGCCUAGUGAUUGUUGUCGCUUCAAGUCGUCCUCCGAUCAGCUUACUCCUUCUUCGGUCUUCAUCCUCGUCGCUUCAAGUCGUCCUCCGAUCAGCCUCACCCUUCUUCUUUCUUCUUCCUCGUCGUUCCUCAAGAUGAUCAACGUCGCCUACCAGCCUAGUGAUUGUUGUCGCUUCAAGUCGUCCUCCGAUCAGCUUACUCCUUCUUCGGUCUUCAUCCUCGUCGCUUCAAGUCGUCCUCCGAUCAGCAUUCCUCUUCUUCGGUCUUCAUCCUCGUCGCUUCAAGUCGUCCUCCGAUCAGCUUACUCCUUCUCCUGUCUUCUUCCUCGUCGCUUCAAGUCGUCCUCCGAUCAGCCUACUCCUUCUUCGGUCUUCAUCUUCGUCGCUUCAAGUCGUCCUCCGAUCAGCCUACUCCUUCUUCGGUCUUUAUCCUCGUCGCUUCAAGUCGUCCUCCGAUCAGCCUACUCCUUCUUCGGUCUUCUUCCUCGUCGCUUCAAGUCGUCCUCCGAUCAGCCUACCCCUUCUUCGGUCUUCUUCCUCGUCGCUUUAAGUCGUCCUCCGAUCAGCCUACUCCUUCUUCGGUCUUCUUCCUCGUCGCUUCAAGUCGUCCUCCGAUCAGCCUACUCCUUCUUCGGUCUUUAUCCUCGUCGCUUCAAGUCGUCCUCCGAUCAGCCUACUCCUUCUUCGGUCUUCUUCCUCGUCGCUUCAAGUCGUCCUCCGAUCAGCUUACUCCUUCUUCGGUCUUCAUCCUCGUCGCUUCAAGUCGUCCUCCGAUCAGCCUACUCCUUUCUCGUCGUCCUCCGAUCUGCUUACUCCUUCUUCGGUCUUCAUCCUCGUCGCUUCAAGUCGUCCUCCGAUCAGCAUUCCUCUUCUUCGGUCUUCAUCCUCGUCGCUUCAAGUCGUCCUCCGAUCAGCCUUCCCCUUCUUCUGUCUUCUUCCUCGUCGUUCCUCAAGAUGAUCAACGUCGCCUACCAGCCCAGUGAUUGUCGUCGCUUCAAGUCGUCCUCCGAUCAGCUUACUCCUUCUCCUGUCUUCUUCCUCGUCGCUUCAAGUCGUCCUCCGAUCAGCCUACUCCUUCUUCGGUCUUCAUCCUCGUCGCUUCAAGUCGUCCUCCGAUCAGCCUACUCCUUCUUCGGUCUUCUUCCUCGUCGCUUCAAGUCGUCCUCCGAUCAGCCUACUCCUUCUUCGGUCUUCUUCCUCGUCGCUUCAAGUCGUCCUCCGAUCAGCCUACUCCUUCUUCGGUCUUCUUCCUCGUCGCUUCAAGUCGUCCUCCGAUCAGCCUACUCCUUCUUCGGUCUUUAUCCUCGUCGCUUCAAGUCGUCCUCCGAUCAGCCUACUCCUUCUUCGGUCUUCUUCCUCGUCGCUUCAAGUCGUCCUCCGAUCAGCUUACUCCUUCUUCGGUCUUCAUCCUCGUCGCUUCAAGUCGUCCUCCGAUCAGCCUACUCCUUUUUCGUCGUCCUCCGAUCUGCUUACUCCUUCUUCGGUCUUCAUCCUCGUCGCUUCAAGUCGUCCUCCGAUCAGCAUUCCUCUUCUUCGGUCUUCAUCCUCGUCGCUUCAAGUCGUCCUCCGAUCAGCCUUCCCCUUCUUCUGUCUUCUUCCUCGUCGUUCCUCAAGAUGAUCAACGUCGCCUACCAGCCCAGUGAUUGUCGUCGCUUCAAGUCGUCCUCCGAUCAGCUUACUCCUUCUCCUGUCUUCUUCCUCGUCGCUUCAAGUCGUCCUCCGAUCAGCCUACUCCUUCUUCGGUCUUCAUCCUCGUCGCUUCAAGUCGUCCUCCAUCCCUCCGAUCAGCCUACUCCUUCUUCGGUCUUCUUCCUCGUCGCUUCAAGUCGUCCUCCGAUCAGCCUACUCCUUCUUCGGUCUUCUUCCUCGUCGCUUCAAGUCGUCCUCCGAUCAGCCUACUCCUUCUUCGGUCUUCUUCCUCGUCGCUUCAAGUCGUCCUCCGAUCAGCCUACUCCUUCUUCGGUCUUCUUCCUCGUCGCUUCAAGUCGUCCUCCGAUCAGCCUACUCCUUCUUCGGUCUUCUUCCUCGUCGCUUCAAGUCGUCCUCCGAUCAGCCUACUCCUUCUUCGGUCUUUAUCCUCGUCGCUUCAAGUCGUCCUCCGAUCAGCCUACUCCUUCUUCGGUCUUCUUCCUCGUCGCUUCAAGUCGUCCUCCGAUCAGCUUACUCCUUCUUCGGUCUUCAUCCUCGUCGCUUCAAGUCGUCCUCCGAUCAGCCUACUCCUUCUUCGGUCUUCAUCCUCGUCGCUUCAAGUCGUCCUCCGAUCAGCAUUCCUCUUCUUCGGUCUUCAUCCUCGUCGCUUCAAGUCGUCCUCCGAUCAGCCUUCCCCUUCUUCUGUCUUCUUCCUCGUCGUUCCUCAAGAUGAUCAACGUCGCCUACCAGCCCAGUGAUUGUCGUCGCUUCAAGUCGUCCUCCGAUCAGCUUACUCCUUCUCCUGUCUUCUUCCUCGUCGCUUCAAGUCGUCCUCCGAUCAGCCUACUCCUUCUUCGGUCUUCUUCCUCGUCGUUCCUCAAGAUGAUCAACGUCGCCUACCAGCCUAGUGAUUGUUGUCGCUUCAAGUCGUCCUCCGAUCAGCUUACUCCUUCUCCUGUCUUCUUCCUCGUCGCUUCAAGUCGUCCUCCGAUCAGCCUACUCCUUCUUCGGUCUUUAUCCUCGUCGCUUCAAGUCGUCCUCCGAUCAGCCUACUCCUUCUUCGGUCUUUAUCCUCGUCGCUUCAAGUCGUCCUCCGAUCAGCUUACUCCUUCUCCUGUCUUCUUCCUCGUCGCUUCAAGUCGUCCUCCGAUCAGCUUACUCCUUCUUCGGUCUUCAUCCUCGUCGCUUCAAGUCGUCCUCCGAUCAGCCUACUCCUUCUUCGGUCUUUAUCCUCGUCGCUUCAAGUCGUCCUCCGAUCAGCCUACCCCUUCUUCGGUCUUCAUCCUCGUCGCUUCAAGUCGUCCUCCGAUCAGCCUACCCCUUCUUCGGUCUUCAUCCUCGUCGCUUCAAGUCGUCCUCCGAUCAGCCUACCCCUUCUUCGGUCUUCAUCCUCGUCGCUUCAAGUCGUCCUCCGAUCAGCAUUCCUCUUCUUCGGUCUUCAUCCUCGUCGCUUCAAGUCGUCCUCCGAUCAGCGUCCCCCUUCUUCUGUCUUCUUCCUCGUCGUUCCUCAAGAUGAUCAACGUCGCCUACCAGCCCAGUGAUUGUCGUCGCUUCAAGUCGUCCUCCGAUCAGCCUACCCCUUCUUCGGUCUUCAUCCUCGUCGCUUCAAGUCGUCCUCCGAUCAGCCUACCCCUUCUUCGGUCUUCAUCCUCGUCGCUUCAAGUCGUCCUCCGAUCAGCCUUCCCCUUCUUCUGUCUUCUUCCUCGUCGCUUCAAGUCGUCCUCCGAUCAGCCUUCCCCUUCUUCUGUCUUCUUCCUCGUCGUUCCUCAAGAUGAUCAACGUCGCCUACCAGCCCACCUAGUGAUUGUUGUCGCUUCAAGUCGUCCUCCGAUCAGCCUACUCCUUCUUCGGUCUUCAUCCUCGUCGCUUCAAGUCGUCCUCCGAUCAGCAUUCCUCUUCUUCGGUCUUCAUCGUCGUCGCUUCAAGUCGUCCUCCGAUCGGCAUUCCUCUUCUUCGGUCUUCAUCGUCGUCGCUUCAAGUCGUCCUCCGAUCAGCUUACUCCUUCUCCUGUCUUCUUCCUCGUCGCUUCAAGUCGUCCUCCGAUCAGCCUACUCCUUCUUCGGUCUUCAUCCUCGUCGCUUCAAGUCGUCCUCCGAUCAGCAUUCCUCUUCUUCGGUCUUCAUCCUCGUCGCUUCAAGUCGUCCUCCGAUCAGCCUUCCCCUUCUUCUGUCUUCUUCCUCGUCGUUCCUCAAGAUGAUCAACGUCGCCUACCAGCCCAGUGAUUGUCGUCGCUUCAAGUCGUCCUCCGAUCAGCUUACUCCUUCUCCUGUCUUCUUCCUCGUCGCUUCAAGUCGUCCUCCGAUCAGCCUACUCCUUCUUCGGUCUUCUUCCUCGUCGUUCCUCAAGAUGAUCAACGUCGCCUACCAGCCUAGUGAUUGUUGUCGCUUCAAGUCGUCCUCCGAUCAGCUUACUCCUUCUCCUGUCUUCUUCCUCGUCGCUUCAAGUCGUCCUCCGAUCAGCCUACUCCUUCUUCGGUCUUUAUCCUCGUCGCUUCAAGUCGUCCUCCGAUCAGCCUACUCCUUCUUCGGUCUUUAUCCUCGUCGCUUCAAGUCGUCCUCCGAUCAGCUUACUCCUUCUCCUGUCUUCUUCCUCGUCGCUUCAAGUCGUCCUCCGAUCAGCCUACUCCUUCUUCGGUCUUUAUCCUCGUCGCUUCAAGUCGUCCUCCGAUCAGCUUACUCCUUCUUCGGUCUUCAUCCUCGUCGCUUCAAGUCGUCCUCCGAUCAGCCUACUCCUUCUUCGGUCUUUAUCCUCGUCGCUUCAAGUCGUCCUCCGAUCAGCCUACCCCUUCUUCGGUCUUCAUCCUCGUCGCUUCAAGUCGUCCUCCGAUCAGCCUACCCCUUCUUCGGUCUUCAUCCUCGUCGCUUCAAGUCGUCCUCCGAUCAGCCUACCCCUUCUUCGGUCUUCAUCCUCGUCGCUUCAAGUCGUCCUCCGAUCAGCAUUCCUCUUCUUCGGUCUUCAUCCUCGUCGCUUCAAGUCGUCCUCCGAUCAGCCCCAGUGAUUGUCGUCGCUUCAAGUCGUCCUCCGAUCAGCCUACCCCUUCUUCGGUCUUCAUCCUCGUCGCUUCAAGUCGUCCUCCGAUCAGCCUACCCCUUCUUCGGUCUUCAUCCUCGUCGCUUCAAGUCGUCCUCCGAUCAGCCUUCCCCUUCUUCUGUCUUCUUCCUCGUCGCUUCAAGUCGUCCUCCGAUCAGCCUUCCCCUUCUUCUGUCUUCUUCCUCGUCGUUCCUCAAGAUGAUCAACGUCGCCUACCAGCCCAGUGAUUGUCGUCGCUUCAAGUCGUCCUCCGAUCAGCUUACUCCUUCUCCUGUCUUCUUCCUCGUCGCUUCAAGUCGUCCUCCGAUCAGCCUACUCCUUCUUCGGUCUUCUUCCUCGUCGUUCCUCAAGAUGAUCAACGUCGCCUACCAGCCUAGUGAUUGUUGUCGCUUCAAGUCGUCCUCCGAUCAGCCUACUCCUUCUUCGGUCUUCAUUCUCGUCGCUUCAAGUCGUCCUCCGAUCAGCAUUCCUCUUCUUCGGUCUUCAUCGUCGUCGCUUCAAGUCGUCCUCCGAUCAGCAUUCCUCUUCUUCGGUCUUCAUCGUCGUCGCUUCAAGUCGUCCUCCGAUCAGCUUACUCCUUCUCCUGUCUUCUUCCUCGUCGCUUCAAGUCGUCCUCCGAUCAGCCUACUCCUUCUUCGGUCUUCUUCCUCGUCGUUCCUCAAGAUGAUCAACGUCGCCUACCAGCCUAGUGAUUGUCGUCGCUUCAAGUCGUCCCCCGAUCAGCCUACUCCUUCUUCGGUCUUUAUCCUCGUCGCUUCAAGUCGUCCUCCGAUCAGCUUACUCCUUCUUCGGUCUUCAUCCUCGUCGCUUCAAGUCGUCCUCCGAUCAGCAUUCCUCUUCUUCGGUCUUCAUCCUCGUCGCUUCAAGUCGUCCUCCGAUCAGCCUCCCCCUUCUUCUGUCUUCUUCCUCGUCGUUCCUCAAGAUGAUCAACGUCGCCUACCAGCCUACCUAGUGAUUGUCGUCGCUUCAAGUCUUCCCCCGAUCAGCCUACUCCUUCUUCGAUCUUUAUCCUCGUCGCUUCAAGUCGUCCUCCGAUCAGCUUACUCCUUCUUCGGUCUUCAUCCUCGUCGCUUCAAGUCGUCCUCCGAUCAGCAUUCCUCUUCUUCGGUCUUCAUCCUCGUCGCUUCAAGUCGUCCUCCGAUCAGCCUCCCCCUUCUUCGGUCUUCUUCCUCGUCGUUCCUCAAGAUGAUCAACGUCGCCUACCAGCCUAGUGAUUGUCGUCGCUUUAAGUCGUCCUCCGAUCAGCAUUCCUCUUCUUCGGUCUUCAUCGUCGUCGCUUCAAGUCGUCCUCCGAUCAGCCUCCCCCUUCUUCGGUCUUCUUCCUCGUCGUUCCUCAAGAUGAUCAACGUCGCCUACCAGCCUAGUGAUUGUUGUCGCUUCAAGUCGUCCUCCGAUCAGCUUACUCCUUCUUCGGUCUUCAUCCUCGUCGCUUCAAGUCGUCCUCCGAUCAGCCUCCCCCUUCUUCUGUCUUCUUCCUCGUCGUUCCUCAAGAUGAUCAACGUCGCCUACCAGCCUAGUGAUUGUUGUCGCUUCAAGUCGUCCUCCGAUCAGCCUACUCCUUCUUCGGUCUUCAUCCUCGUCGCUUCAAGUCGUCCUCCGAUCAGCUUACUCCUUCUUCGGUCUUCAUCCUCGUCGCUUCAAGUCGUCCUCCGAUCAGCAUUCCUCUUCUUCGGUCUUCAUCCUCGUCGCUUCAAGUCGUCCUCCGAUCAGCCUUCCCCUUCUUCUGUCUUCUUCCUCGUCGUUCCUCAAGAUGAUCAACCCUACUCCUUCUUCGGUCUUCAUCCUCGUCGCUUCAAGUCGUCCUCCGAUCAGCAUUCCUCUUCUUCGGUCUUCAUCGUCGUCGCUUCAAGUCGUCCUCCGAUCAGCCUCCCCCUUCUUCGGUCUUCUUCCUCGUCGUUCCUCAAGAUGAUCAACGUCGCCUACCAGCCUAGUGAUUGUUGUCGCUUCAAGUCGUCCUCCGAUCAGCUUACUCCUUCUUCGGUCUUCAUCCUCGUCGCUUCAAGUCGUCCUCCGAUCAGCCUCCCCCUUCUUCUGUCUUCUUCCUCGUCGUUCCUCAAGAUGAUCAACGUCGCCUACCAGCCUACCUACUCCUUCUUCGGUCUUCAUCCUCGUCGCUUCAAGUCGUCCUCCGAUCAGCCUACCCCUUCUUCGGUCUUCAUCCUCGUCGCUUCAAGUCGUCCUCCGAUCAGCCUUCCCCUUCUUCUGUCUUCUUCCUCGUCGUUCCUCAAGAUGAUCAACGUCGCCUACCAGCCUAGUGAUUGUUGUCGCGUCAAGUCGUCCUCCGAUCAGCUUACUCCUUCUUCGGUCUUCAUCCUCGUCGCUUCAAGUCGUCCUCCGAUCAGCGUCCCCCUUCUUCUGUCUUCUUCCUCGUCGUUCCUCAAGAUGAUCAACGUCGCCUACCAGCCUAGUGAUUGUUGUCGCUUCAAGUCGUCCUCCGAUCAGCCUACUCCUUCUUCGGUCUUCAUCCUCGUCGCUUCAAGUCGUCCUCCGAUCAGCCUACCCCUUCUUCGGUCUUCAUCCUCGUCGCUUCAAGUCGUCCUCCGAUCAGCCUUCCCCUUCUUCUGUCUUCUUCCUCGUCUCGUCCUCCGAUCAGCCUACUCCUUCUUCGGUCUUCAUCCUCGUCGCUUCAAGUCGUCCUCCGAUCAGCAUUCCUCUUCUUCGGUCUUCAUCGUCGUCGCUUCAAGUCGUCCUCCGAUCAGCCUCCCCCUUCUUCGGUCUUCUUCCUCGUCGUUCCUCAAGAUGAUCAACGUCGCCUACCAGCCUAGUGAUUGUUGUCGCUUCAAGUCGUCCUCCGAUCAGCUUACUCCUUCUUCGGUCUUCAUCCUCGUCGCUUCAAGUCGUCCUCCGAUCAGCCUCCCCCUUCUUCUGUCUUCUUCCUCGUCGUUCCUCAAGAUGAUCAACGUCGCCUACCAGCCUAGUGAUUGUUGUCGCUUCAAGUCGUCCUCCGAUCAGCCUACUCCUUCUUCGGUCUUCAUCCUCGUCGCUUCAAGUCGUCCUCCGAUCAGCCUACCCCUUCUUCGCCUAGUGAUUGUUGUCGCUUCAAGUCGUCCUCCGAUCAGCCUACUCCUUCUUCGGUCUUCAUCCUCGUCGCUUCAAGUCGUCCUCCGAUCAGCCUACCCCUUCUUCGGUCUUCAUCCUCGUCGCUUCAAGUCGUCCUCCGAUCAGCCUACUCCUUCUUCGGUCUUCAUCCUCGUCGCUUCAAGUCGUCCUCCGAUCAGCCUACUCCUUCUUCGGUCUUCAUCCUCGUCGCUUCAAGUCGUCCUCCGAUCAGCCUACUCCUUCUUCGGUCUUCAUCCUCGUCGCUUCAAGUCGUCCUCCGAUCAGCAUUCCUCUUCUUCGGUCUUCAUCGUCGUCGCUUCAAGUCGUCCUCCGAUCAGCCUCCCCCUUCUUCGGUCUUCUUCCUCGUCGUUCCUCAAGAUGAUCAACGUCGCCUACCAGCCUAGUGAUUGUCGUCGCUUCAAGUCGUCCUCCGAUCAGCUUACUCCUUCUUCGGUCUUCAUCCUCGUCGCUUCAAGUCGUCCUCCGAUCAGCUUACUCCUUCUUCGGUCUUCAUCCUCGUCGCUUCAAGUCGUCCUCCGAUCAGCCUACCCCUUCUUCGGUCUUCAUCCUCGUCGCUUCAAGUCGUCCUCCGAUCAGCAUUCCUCUUCUUCGGUCUUCAUCGUCGUCGCUUCAAGUCGUCCUCCGAUCAGCCUCCCCCUUCUUCGGUCUUCUUCCUCGUCGUUCCUCAAGAUGAUCAACGUCGCCUACCAGCCCAGUGAUUGUCGUCGCUUCAAGUCGUCCUCCGAUCAGCUUACUCCUUCUCCUGUCUUCUUCCUCGUCGCUUCAAGUCGUCCUCCGAUCAGCCUACUCCUUCUUCGGUCUUCAUCCUCGUCGCUUCAAGUCGUCCUCCGAUCAGCCUACUACUUCUUCGGUCUUCUUCCUCGUCGUUCCUCAAGAUGA